UAGCUAUCAGAACGGUUUCCUGUUUGGAGGAAAAUCUACUUGUAUCAAGUUGACAUUGAACACGUUCAGCAUUAAACAUGGUUUCUCUGUCUUUAAACUCGUUAAAAACAAUUAUGCGGGCGAUGGUGGACAGUCCGGGAUUUGAUCGAGUUUUAAGUAAGGUGGACAUUGUAACAGCCAGCCCAGGGAAAGUGGUGUGUGAGUUUAAAGUGGAAGAGGAGCAUACAAACCGAGGGGGCACCCUUCACGGGGGUCUGACAGCAACACUGGUCGACGUCAUCUCCACCACUGCCAUCAUGUACACGGAACGGGGGGCACCCGGUGUCAGCGUGGACAUGAACAUCACGUACAUGAAUGCUGCCAAGAUAGGUGAGGACGUGCUGAUCACAGCCACGGUGUUGAAGCAAGGACGGACCCUGGCAUUCGCUACUGUAGACCUCACUAGCAAAGCCUCUGGGAAACUCAUCGCACAAGGGAGACACACAAAGCACCUUGGGAGUUAGAUCAGCUCCUCGGUGUGGGGUGAUGUUGCCCCCACACACAGGUCUUGGGUCAGUUUAGCAUUCCCCCCCACCAC
Molecule: messenger RNA, 577 nt
Organism: Salvelinus sp. IW2-2015
Lineage: Eukaryota; Metazoa; Chordata; Actinopteri; Salmoniformes; Salmonidae
Gene: acot13
Product: acyl-CoA thioesterase 13
Molecular function (GO): fatty acyl-CoA hydrolase activity
Source: RefSeq, a predicted model, not a curated record